AUGCCUCAAGGUGAUGUUGCCAUAGUUGGCAUGGCAUGCCGCUUUGCCGGCGACGCCAAGUCUCCCGACGAAUUCUAUGAAAUGCUCCUCAACGGCAGAGAUAGCUGGUCCAAGGUUCCUUCUUCGCGGUUCAACGUCGACGCCAGACAUCAUCCUUGGGCUCAGCGACGCGGAAGUCUGGUCUGCAACGGCGGCUAUUUCCUACGGGAAAGCGAGGCGAAAUGGGACGCCCCCUUCUUCUCCUGCUCCGCUGUGGAGGCGCGUGCCAUGGACCCCCAGCAGCGUCUCCUUCUCGAAGUCGCGUACGAGAGUCUCGAAAAUGCAGGAUUCUCCCUCGAGGCCAUGGCAGACACGGAGACGGGCUGCUUCGUAGGUGGAUUCACAAACGAUUACAAAACGAUCAUCCAGCGAGACACACUCGCCACACCACAUUAUUCCAUGCCGGGGUGCGCUUUGGCCCUAUUGUCUAAUCGCGUCAGUUGGUUCUAUAACUUGCGCGGCCCGUCUGUGACUCUAGACACGGCUUGUUCUAGCUCGUUGACGGCGCUGCACUUGGCAUGCGAGUCCAUCAACUCCGAGUCGAACAAGUCGCGCUGCGCGCUGCAUAUUGACGAUGCCAUACGCGAUGGAGAUGCCAUUCGCGCCGUCAUCCGGGCAUCAGGCAUCAACUCAGACGGUCGAACGGCCGGCAUCGUCUUGCCCAACGGCGACGCCCAGGAGAGGCUGAUUCGUGCCACGUACCAGAUGUCCGGUCUUGAUCCCGCUGACACGCAGUACGUCGAGUUCCAUGGCACCGGGACCCGGGCCGGCGACCCUACCGAGAUGGGUGCCGUUUCCAGGGCAAUGGCCAGCCCGAACAGGUCGACGCUUUACGGCGGCUCGGUAAAGACGCAGAUCGGGCAUACGGAGGCGGCGGCCGGCCUCGCAGGCCUAGUCAAGUGUGUGCUUGCAAUGGAGCGAGGCAUCAUCCCGCCCCAGCUCAACUUUGACAAGCCCAACCCUCGCCUGCAGCUCGAAUCUUCCAACGUCGUCAUACCAACAGCGCCGGUCCCAUGGCCAGAGUGCGAAACACGGAGAUGUUCAGUCAACAGCUUCGGGUUCGGCGGCACCAACGCCCAUAUCAUCCUCGACGACGGGCGCAGUUACCGCCAAGCCAAGGUGCCGGCGGCCAACGGCCUGCUGAGCUUAGAGGCAAGCGCACCUCGAAACAGGCCGGAUGCUGUAGCUGUCGAGAACGAAUCUGCAGGCCCCGAGGCCCGUGUCUUCGUGCUCUCGGCCCCUGAGAAAGACGCCGUUGCGCGGCAGUGCCGGGCACACGCCGACCAUGUUGAGGCACACUGCACGGCUGACAUGCUGCUGCAUUAUGCCUAUACUCUGGGCGAGCGCCGGUCUACCUUUCAGUGGCGGCAUGCAGUGGUUGCCGGCUCUAUCGACGCACUCGCGGCCUGCUGGAGGAAUCCUGACCUUAAGGCUGCCAGGGUCAACGCUCGUACGAACAUAGCCUUUGUCCUCACCGGACAGGGCGCGCAAUGGCACGCCAUGGGACGCGAGCUAAUCUCCUUUGACGUCUUCGCAUCAUCUAUUCGACAGUCUGCUGCCUGUCUGGCUGCCUUGGGCUGUCCAUGGGAUGCCUGGUGCGAGCUCAUGAAGUCCGAGUCUGCGUCCAACAUGGCGCUUGUGGACCUCCUUGAGCACUGGGGGGUCAAGCCUUCUGCCGUCGUUGGCCACUCUUCUGGCGAGAUCGCCGCCGCCUACGCCGCCCAGGCCCUGUCUCGAGAAAGUUGCCUGAACAUCGCCUACCAACGCGGCGUCGUCUCCGAGAAAGCCAAGACACUUUGCCCCGGCGGCUCCAUGAUGGCUGUCGGCUUGUCCGUGCAGCAGGUCCAGCCGUAUCUAGCUCGCUCCAAGCCUCCCGUCGUGGUGGGAUGCGUCAACAGUCCCAGCAACAUCACGCUCACAGGCGACAGGGCAAGUUUGGAAGACCUACGGACGGUUUUUGAGCAGGAAAACAUAUUCUGUCGUCUACUUCAGGUGGACAAUGCCUACCAUAGCCAACAUAUGCUCAGCGUCCGCGAUGACUAUCUGAAGAGCAUCAGCGACAUUACACCGGUUAAAAACUCGGCAAUCACGUUUUACUCGACCGUCUUGGGUCGGGAGGUCCCGACUGCCCAGCUCACAGCUGACUACUGGGUCGACAACAUGUGUUCACCAGUUGAGUUUGUGUCGGCCCUCGACGACAUGGUAUAUGCAAACACCGAGACGAGGGAAAUGAAGAGAAAGUCUAUGGCGACAAACUUGCUCGUCGAGAUUGGGCCCCACGGAGCACUAGGCGGCCCGAUCCAGCAAUUCAAAGUGGCCCGUGGCGGUUUAGACCACUUGGACUACUGCUCUCUCCUCUCGCGGGGCAAGGGCGCGUCGCUUACGGCUAUGACAGCCGCCGCCUCCUUAUGGAUGAAGGGCGCAUCGGUCGAUCUCACCAGGUUGAAUAGGAUGGGCGAGACGUCUGAGCCCGCCACUGUCUUGGCCAACUUACCCUCCUACCGCUGGAAUCAUUCUACGUCGUACUGGCACGAGACACGCGUCUCAAGGAACGAGCGCUCACCCGCCUUUCCGAGGCACGAUCUAAUCGGGAACUAUCUACGCCUAUCGGAGGUGCCCUGGCUCAAAGACCACCAGGUCCACGGCGACAUAGUCUUCCCCGCGGCCGGCAUGAUAUGCGCAGUAAUCGAAGCUCUUCGUCAACAUGCAGCGUCCAACAGCCACGUCAAGAACAUUUCGGGCUUUGAGUUGCGGGAUAUUUCAAUCUCCCGGCCCCUGAUUAUUCCAAACGACGAUGCCGGUAUUGAAACUUAUCUGCAUCUAAAACGAAGAAAGCUCGGCAUGCGCGGCGCUGAAAGCUCUUGGUUUGAAUUCUCCUUCUGUUCGUGCCAGCAGGGAGACGAGUUUGUGGAACACGCCUGCGGGCUCGCUCAGGUGCAGCACGCGAGGCAGCCGACUGAAGUCGAUGGAGGCAAAGAACUGAGAGAAGAGAUUCUGGCCCAUCGGAAACGGUGGGUAGACAAGCACGGAGCAUGUGAGCAUGAGGUGCCUCUUUCGACUCAUUUCGAAUUCUGCAAGGACCAAGGCAUCGUCUUUGGUAAUACCUUCCAGGGCCUGUCCAAGAUUCACCAAAAUGGAACCACGGCUUCGUUUGAGGUCACAAUUCCAGACUCGCGCUCUACUAUGCCCGAGUCGUGCGAGAGCGAUUACCUUCUCCACCCUUCCACGCUUGACGCCGUGAUUCAGACUGUCAUGGUUGCAGUCCCUAGAAUGGAUGGCGUCCCCAAGCAAGCCUGGGUUCCGACUGCCGCCAACUCGAUACGAGUUUCAAGCGAUAUUGCCGGCAGGCACGGAGACGUUCUCCACGGCAUAUGCGACACUUCGCUUAACUCUCCUCGAGAGAUGGCGAGCUGCAUCAUGGCUGGCGAUGGAAGCUUCGACACUCUUCCAGGCCUCAUCAUUGAUGACAUCAGAACGACGGGCCUGGGUUCCACGCGCAGCUCUUCCCAGCUGGCUGAAGAGGCCAGCAGUACUAGGAUCUACGCAUCACCUACUUGGAAGCCGGAUUUGGAACUCCUUGGAACGUCGGACCUGCGAAGAUUAGUCCUCAGCAAGUUGGCAGAUGAUCUCGACAUGGGCAAGUUUUGCUUCGAGAGCUAUAACAUCGUCACCGAGUUAUGUCGGCUUGCUUUGCAGAAGAUAGGCUCGAGCACCAGCUCGCUCCCACCUCAUCUGCAGAAAUAUGUCGGAUGGCUACGGGCGCGCCCCCAUACAGAGUCUCAGGAAACCAGUCGAGACGACUCAUGGGUACUGAAGAGACUGAAAGACUUUUCUGAGAAAUAUCCCGUCGACGGAAACCUUUUGCGCCACGUUUUCGACUCGCUAGAUGCCAUCUUUGCCCAAGAGGCGGUCCCUAUCGCCGUGCUGAUGGCAAACGAGAACUUUUCGAAAUAUUAUCGGGAGGCCCAUGGCAUGACUGUUACCAGCCAGAUCUUCCGAGACUGGUUCGAUCUUAAAGCGCAUAAGAAACCUAGCCUGAGAGUCAUCGAAAUCGGUGCCGGAACAGCCGCAACAACCCUCCCCGUACUACAACAGCUAGGAAACGACGGAGUUGGAACGCCGCGCUUCUCUAAGUGGACCUUUACCGACAUUUCCCCGGGCUGGUUCGAAAAUGCAAGGAUCUUGUUGGGCGACUGGAAGCAGCGUGUCGAGUAUAAGGUCCUGGACAUUGAGAAGGAUCCUGUGGACCAGGGAUUCGAGGCCGAGACAUACGAUGUUGUGCUUGCCGUCAAUGUCCUCCACGCCACCAAGAAUAUCCAGCGUACGCUUGAAAAUUGCAAGCGUUUGCUAAAACCCGGCGGCAACCUUGUCCUUGGUGAGAUUACCAACCGCAAUGACAUCGGCCAUUUCAUAGUCGGCGUCCUUCCUGGAUGGUGGGCUGCCGAGGACGGAAGGAAAAAUGGACCACUGCUCCUUCAGUCGGAAUGGGACGACGCUCUUAAGGAAGCCGGAUUCUCUGGCACCGACGUCGUCUUAUCCGACAAUGAUGAUGUCGACGCUCACAGGGUGUCCAACAUGGUCAGCACCAAGCCUCAUAAUCGGGCAGAAGCCUCACCCAAGACCGUCGUGGUCGUUGUCCCUGAUGAUGGCUCCGAAUUCACCGAGAGACUUGGGUUUCAAAUUCGCAGGAAACUACAGCAUCUCCACGCGAACGUGGUCAUCAAAAACCUCAAGGCCGCGUCGGCUGAGGUCCAGGAUUCAACCGUCAUUUCCCUCCUAGAGUAUGAAUUGCCAAUUUUUGAGGAUAUUAAGCAAGAUCGAUUCAACCAAGUCAAGCAUCUUCUUCUCUAUAACAAACAAGUGCUCUGGGUAACCAGAUCGGAUCCCGAUGACGGGCCAGGUCACCCCAGCAAGCGCAUUGUAUCUGGGCUCAUUCGAUGCCUUAAAUCCGAGGACGGAUCUCGCCGACCGCACGAGCUGCACUUUUGCAGGCCGUUGGAGGAGGGUGAUGUUGAUUCGGCGAGUUCAGUCAUAAGCCGCAGGAUCUGCAGCAUUUGGCAGACUGAGCUAAGCGGACCCGACGAAAUGGAGACCGUGGAGCAGAACGGAGUCUUCGCCAUCCCUCGCUACAUGCCAGAGCAAGCUCUAAAUAGCACCCUCGCGCGGAUCGUUAAUUCGGAUCUGGCGGUUGGGCAGCCCGGUAUGCUAGACACGCUUCAUUUUGUUGAUGACGAGGCCGCCUCUCAGCACUUGCUCGAUGACGAGGUCUACAUCGAAGUCCAGGCGUGCGCCCUGAAUUUCUUGGACAUUAUGAUUGCUAUGGGCGAGAUUCAACGUCCUGUCUUGGGCUAUGAGGCUGCUGCUCUCUCGCUCGAGGACGCAGUUUCAAUUCCGGUUGCCUAUUCAACUGCAUACUACACCUUGAUCGAAAUCGCGAGACUUAAAAAGAGAGAAUCUGUGCUUAUCCAUGCCGCAGCCGGAGGCUUGGGCCAGGCUCUUAUCCAAAUCGCCAAACUUUUGGAAGCCGAAAUCUUCUGCACCGCUGGUAGCGAAUCGAAAAAGCAGGCUAUCGUUGCUCUCGGCGUUAUGCCCGACCAUAUCUUUAGCUCCCGCGACCUUUCGUUUGAUGCGGGCAUUAAGCGUGUCACUCAAGGCCGAGGUGUCGAUGUCGUUGUGAACUCGCUGGCGGGCGAGGCACUACGCUUCAACCUCGAGGAUAUGAUCAUCUCAGACCCGCCUCGAGCCUCGGAACUGGUGUCGAAAGUGCUCAAGCUAUUUGAAGCAGGCGACGUCGACCAUAUACGACCCAUCGUGUCGUACGACAUUUCGAAUAUUGAAUCUGCGUUCCGGGAGAUGCAGCGCGGAUCACACAUCGGCAAACUGGUUCUCCGAAUUACAUCCGACUCGCAAGCGCCCGUUAUACCGCCAAAGCCGGCCACUCUACGACUUAGGCCGGAUGCAACCUACCUGCUGGUCGGCGGCCUCGGCGGGCUCGGUCGGGCCCAGGCUUUGUUCAUGGCAGACCUUUUCCAUAAGAUGAGUUACCGACAAUGGGCCACGGCGACGAAGCCCAAGAUACAAGGGAGCUGGAAUCUGCACCAACUACUCCCGGAUGGUCUGGACUUUUUUGUCCUACUCUCCUCUCUGGCCGGCAUCGUCGGUUCCAUCUCACAGGCCAACUACGCAGCAGGAAAUACAUACCAAGAUGCACUAGUCCACUACCGACGUUCGAAAGGCCUAGCGGCCCAGAGCAUUGACCUUGGGGUUAUAGGGGGGAUUGGCUAUAUACACGAGCACCAAGACGUUGCGGCACGCAUGAAUGAUUUUGGGUUGAAAUUCUUUCACCUCCUUCAGUGUGCACUGGCCAGCACCGGCGACGGCAAGAACUCCUUGCCAAGGCAGCUACUGGUCGGAGCCUGCAGCGGGGGUAUAAUGCAGGCCGCACAGAAAACGAAUCCCGAUGCUCACUUCUCCUGGCUCCAGACCUUUGCGUCUUUUGCCUAUCUUCGGGAGCUAGACGUCCAGGACGAAGCAGCGACAGACGUUGGCGACAAGGCUGAGGGUCAGAAGCUUCUCGACCAGCUCAGGCGAUCCAAGUCAAUAGACGAGGCUAUCGACACGGUGCAGCAGAUUCUGCUGGCGAGGAUUUCUAAGAUUGUCUCGGUGGCCGUAACCGACAUCAACACGACCAAGCCGGUCCAUACAUACGGCGUCGAUAGCCUCGUGGCAGUGGAGCUACGCAACUGGUUGGCCAAGGAGCUUAAGAGUGAUAUGAGUAUUUUCGACCUGACAAGCAACGCCCCGAUCAGCGAUGUUUGUAGGAAGAUUGCAGGCAGAUCGCAGUUGAUUGUAAAGAACUGA
Molecule: messenger RNA, 6900 nt
Organism: Hirsutella rhossiliensis
Lineage: Eukaryota; Fungi; Ascomycota; Sordariomycetes; Hypocreales; Ophiocordycipitaceae
Product: polyketide synthase dehydratase domain-containing protein
Exons: 19
Coding region: 1-6900 (2299 amino acids)
Biological process (GO): secondary metabolite biosynthetic process; fatty acid biosynthetic process
Molecular function (GO): oxidoreductase activity; 3-oxoacyl-[acyl-carrier-protein] synthase activity; fatty acid synthase activity
Source: RefSeq, a predicted model, not a curated record